Molecule: messenger RNA, 4562 nt
Organism: Poeciliopsis prolifica (blackstripe livebearer)
Lineage: Eukaryota; Metazoa; Chordata; Actinopteri; Cyprinodontiformes; Poeciliidae
Product: zinc finger protein 260-like
Exons: 3
Coding region: 104-2410 (768 amino acids)
Cellular component (GO): nucleus
Source: RefSeq, a predicted model, not a curated record
CCGGCCGAACCACGUGACUCCACGUGCUCCAUCCAAAUCUAUAGCUCCUCCUCCUGGAUCAGACAGAAACACCUCACUGCUGCACGUCCAAGGACUGAAGAAAAUGACUGACGCUGGUUGUUGGGAGCCGGAUCGCAUCCAGUCGGUCUUAUUGAUGCCUCUAGACAAGACCACUGGAAGAGGAGAUUCCUCCAACACCUUCAUCGAAACCGUUUUUGGAAAGCACUCUCCUCGGACUGUCUUUGUGAACCCUGAGCCCACCAUCAUUGAUGUUAAGCAGAUGCUGAUGGUUAAAGAAGAAACAACAGAAGACCAAAAACCAAACGUGGACCUGCAUGACCCAAAGUCCCACCACAUAAAGGAGGAAGAGGAGAGAGUCUGUAUCAGUCAGGGGGUAGAGCUGCGAAAUGUAAAGGAGGAGAUAGAAAGUGCCAUAAAAAGUGAUGAUGAACAGUCCCAUUUGCUCUCACAGCUUCAUCAAGACCAAAUUAAAGACAGAGAACCUCCAGAAGAAAACGAUGGACGAGAAUCCAUCAAGACAGAAGAUUAUGGAGAUGAUUCCAACUUCUUAGAGUGUGAAGACACCAAGAAGCAUGAAGAGGAUGAUGAUGUAGAGCUGAAACACUUGUCAGACUCUGGACUGAAAACUAAAGGCAUUGACAGAAAUCCUGAGUCAGAUGAAGAACUUAACAAACCAAAUUCAGAAAUAGGGUCUCAAGGCCUGAUAGAUAUUAAGAAUUAUUUUACACAGAACAAAAACGGUGGCUCACAAAGGAAGAUCAAAACAGGAGAGAAGUUUAGUUGUGAAGACUAUGGCAAAACAUUUAUUAAAAAACAGAACUUAAAAAUAUACAUGAGAAUUCACACGGGACAGAAACCUUUCUGUUGUGACAUAUGUGGAAACAAAUUUAGCCGAAAAGCACAUUUAAACACACACAUGAGAAUCCACACAGGGCAGAAGCCCUUCGGUUGUGACAUUUGUGGACGUAAAUUUAGUGAUAAAUCACAUAGCAAUAGACACAUGAGAAUCCACACAGGACAGAAGCCUUUCUGUUGUGAUCUUUGUGGACAUAAAUUUAACCAAAAACAACAUUUAAACACACAUAUGUUAAUCCACACAGGACAGAAACCCUUCUGUUGUGAUCUGUGUGGACAUAGAUUUAAUGAUAAAUCAAGUUUAAGCAAACACACAAAAAUCCACACAGGACAGAAGCCUUUCUGUUGUGACUUAUGUGGUAACAAAUUUAACAGAAAAGCGCAUUUAGACUCACACGUGAGAAUCCACACAGGACAGAAACCCUUCUGUUGUGACAUAUGUGGACAUAGAUUUAGUGAUAAAUCAAGAUUAAGCAAACACACAAAAAUCCACACAGGACAGAAGCCUUUCUGUUGUGACUUAUGUGGUAACAGAUUUAACCGAAAAGCGCAUUUAGACUCGCACGUGAGAAUCCACACAGGACAGAAACCCUUCUGUUGUGACAUAUGUGGACAUAAAUUUAGCCGAAAAGCACAUUUAAACACACACAUGAGAAUCCACACAGGGCAGAAGCCCUUCGGUUGUGACAUUUGUGGACGUAAAUUUAGUGAUAAAUCACAUAGCAAUAGACACAUGAGAAUCCACACAGGACAGAAAGCUUUCUGUUGUGAUCUUUGUGGACAUAAAUUUAACCAAAAACAACAUUUAAACACACAUAUGUUAAGCCACACAGAACAGAAACCCUUCUGUUGUGACAUAUGUGGACAUAGAUUUAAUGAUAAAUCAAAUUUAAGCAAACACACAAAAAUCCACACAGGACAGAAGCCUUUCUGUUGUGACUUAUGUGGUAACAAAUUUAACCGAAAAGCACAUUUAGACUCGCACGUGAGAAUCCACACAGGACAGAAACCCUUCUGUUGUGACAUAUGUGGACAUAGAUUUAAUGAUAAAUCAAGAUUAAGCAAACACACAAAAAUCCACACAGGACAGAAGCCUUUCUGUUGUGACUUAUGUGGUAACAGAUUUAACCGAAAAGCGCAUUUAGACUCGCACGUGAGAAUCCACACAGGACAGAAACCCUUCUGUUGUGACAUAUGUGGACAUAGAUUUAGUGAUAAAUCAAGAUUAAGCAAACACACAAAAAUCCACACAGGACAGAAGCCUUUCUGUUGUGACUUAUGUGGUAACAGAUUUAACCGAAAAGCGCAUUUAGACUCGCACGUGAGAAUCCACACAGGACAGAAACCCUUCUGUUGUGACAUAUGUGGACAUAAAUUUAGCCGAAAAGCACAUUUAAACACACACAUGAGAAUCCACACAGGGCAGAAGCCCUUCGGUUGUGACAUUUGUGGACGUAAAUUUAGUGAUAAAUCACAUAGCAAUAGACACAUGAGAAUCCACACAGGACAGAAGCCUUUCUGUUGUGAUCUCUGAGGACGCAGGUUUACUGAAAAAUCUAAUUUAACAAAACAUGAGAAUCCACAACGGACAGAAACCUUUCUGUUGUGAUCUUUCUGGACAUAGAUUUCAACAAAAACAUCAUAUUAACAAACACAAGGUAAUCCACACAGGACAAAAGCCAUUUUGUUGUGAAAUCUGUGGACACAGUUUUAUUGAUGAAUCAAUUUUCAAAAAACACAGGAGAAUCCACUGAGAAACCUUUCUGCUGUGACGUAUGUGGACAUAAAUUUACUGAUAAAUAGACUCAUGAGAAUCCACACAAGACGGAUACCUUUCUGUUGUGAUGUCGUUGGAAAUGUCGUGUGUGUUAAUCUAGCUUUAACACACACAUGAGAAUCCACACAGGAGAAAAAUCAGUUGUGUAACAGGUAGUUUAUUAUAACUUUUUCAGUCAUCUUUUAUCACAUAUUUAAUCUACAGUGGUUUGCAAAAGUAUUCAUGCCCCUUAAACUUUUCCAUAUUUUGUCACAUCACAACUACAAACAGAUUUCUUUGGAAUUUAAUAUGAAAUACCAAAACACAGGGUUAUACAUUUGUGAAGUACAAAGAAAAGAUGCGAUUCAAAACAUGUUCUAUGUAUCAAAUACUGAAAAGUGCUAUAUGCAAGAGACCACUUUUCUCUGAGUGCAACUAAUUGCCAUCCAUCUAUUUUCUAAUACCCUUCUCCCUAGUGGGGUUGGGAGGGAUGCUGGUGCUUAUCUCCAGCUCAACUAAUUGCCACUUCCUGUGAAAAUUCUUGUCAGUAAAAAUAUAGAUACUCGGUGAUACCUCAGAGUUUGAUUAAGGGAAUAUUGGGGAACAAUCAGCAUCAUGAACUUCCACGAACACACCAGACACAUCAAGAAGAAAGUUGUGGAGACGUUUAGACUUGGACUAUAAAAAGAUUUCCCAAGCAGUGAACAUGUCUUGGGGCACUGUUAAAUCCAUCAUUCGAGUAUGGCACAACUGCAAACUUCCGAAGACAAGGCUGUCCACUCAAACUUUCAGGCUUAACAAGAAGCGCGCUGAUCAGAGAUGCAGCCAAGAGGUGCUUGGAGACUCUGGACCAAAAGCAGAGAUCCACAGCUCAAGUGGGGGAAAAUGUUCACUGGGAAAUUAUUAGUCAUCACUGCACAAAAAUAGUCUUUAUGGAAGAGUGGCAAGAAUAAACACUGUUAAAAGAAAACCAUAAAAUGUCCCGUUUGCAGUUUGGCAGAAGCCGUAUUGGCCAAUAAACAUGUGGAAGGAGCUUUGGUCAGACCAGGACUAAACUGAACAAAAAUUGUAACAAAAGAUGUUUCCACAAAAUAUUGAGUCAUGAUGGCUGAAUAUAAUUGUACACUGCACUUUUCAGUUUUUUAUGUUUGGAAUCAUACAUAGUUUUCUUCCAGCUUCACAAUUGUAUACCACUUUGUGUUGAACUUCUCAUAAAGUUAAAUGUUUGGUUGUAAUGUGACAAAAUAUGGAAAAGUUCAAAGGACAUGAAUACAUUUGUAAGAUCCUGUAACUGACUGCGAAGUAUUUACGCUGGUCUAUCUUAUUCUUUAUUUUUUAGGGGGUUAUUGGGAAAGAUGGUGUCAUUGUCCAUUUAUUAUUUUCAUGAUAUUGAUUUUUAUUCUGUCUUUUCUGAUGAUUUUUAACGUAUUUAGUGUUGAAGGAGUUUGAAAUGUUAGCAGUAGCCUGCAGCCAAUUUUGGGGGGGAAUGUUUGUGGUUUGAAAAUAAUUCUUUAUGGUUUGACUUUGUAUUUAAAUGUCUGUCUUUUGUUUUUCCAAUACAUGUCUGUGAGAGAAUAGGAAAAGACCAUCUGGUCAGGAAGAAUGUAAAAACAAUGUCUCUCUUUAUUUGAUUAGAUUAAUUCUGGAAAGUGUUGGAAAUUUUAUUCUGUGCUUUUUAACAGGGAGCUGAUUUACUGUUCUGUCAUGUUUCUAUGGUGAUUGAGUAAUGUUUGAAAACUAUAUUAGAGAAAUGUGUAAUGUUAUACUGCCUCCUCCUUACGAUGGUUAGAGUUCGUUGGCAUGUCAAAAUACAAAACUUCAUGGGGAAAUCCAGGAGAUGCCAUCAAAAAUGAAAAAUAUCAAAAUAAUACAUAAAACUGUAUCUUUCUUCUUGAUUGAUUAUGUUUUGUUCUGUUUAGCUUGUUACAUA